UUGCCUGACCCAGCGCUUCCUGCUGCUUCACGAUGGAUGCCUCUGCCCCAAGUACUGAGGGCUCAGGGGUCCCUCAGGCUUUGGCUUUCCGGCCCUGAGUUGUACCCCCCACAGGCUGUACCUCUUUCCAAAUUACAGCCAUUUUCCUCCCCACUCCCAAGGACGCAUCCCAGGAAGAGAGUCAGCUGCUGCAGCUCCAGCCAUCCCGGGUGCCCCUUUCUAGCACCUUCCCCUCCCCCACCCCAGCGAGCUGGUAGCCCCUCCUCCUCGAACCUGCCCAAAGGUCUCGGGACAGGGGGCAAUGCCAGGAAGCUGGUGAAAUCUUCCUUUUCCUUCGCCAUGGGUGAGGGCAUUAAGUAUGAAGCGGCCUCCCAGCAUGUGGAGGAUGCCUCAUCUUUGGACAAAGAGGCCAGCCCAGGGACGGAGCAGGUGAAGCUGAAGAAGGAGAUCUCGCUGCUGAAUGGCGUGUGCCUGAUUGUGGGGAACAUGAUUGGCUCAGGCAUCUUUGUGUCCCCCAAGGGCGUGCUUAUGUACAGUGCCUCCUUUGGCCUCUCCCUGGUCAUCUGGGCUGUUGGGGGUCUCUUCUCUGUCUUUGGGGCCCUUUGUUAUGCGGAACUGGGCACCACCAUUAAGAAGUCUGGGGCCAGCUAUGCAUACAUCCUCGAGGCCUGGGGACUCCUUGCCUUCAUCCGACUCUGGACAUCCCUCCUCAUCAUCGAGCCCACCAGCCAGGCCAUCAUCGCCAUUACCUUUGCUAACUACCUGGUGCAGCCCUUCUUUCCAAGCUGCUUUGCCCCCUAUGCUGCUGACCGGCUGCUGGCUGCUGCCUGCAUCUGUUUCUUAACCUUCAUUAACUGUGCCUAUGUCAAGUGGGGAACAAUUGUCCAAGACGGUUCCACCUAUGCUAAAGUAGUGGCUCUGAUCGCUGUCAUCAUCGCAGGCAUUGUUAGACUUGGCCAGGGAGCCUCGAAUCACUUUGAGAAUUCCUUUGAGGGUUCAUCAUUUGCAAUGGGCGACAUUGCCCUGGCACUGUACUCAGCUCUGUUCUCCUACUCGGGCUGGGACACCCUCAACUAUGUCACCGAAGAGAUCAAGAAUCCUGAGAGGAACCUGCCCCUCUCCAUUGCCAUUUCCAUGCCCAUUGUCACCAUCAUCUACAUCUUGACCAAUGUGGCCUAUUACACCGUGCUAGACAUGAAGGACAUCCUGGAGAGUGACGCUGUUGCUGUGACAUUUGCAGACCAGAUUUUUGGAAUAUUCAACUGGACAAUUCCACUGGCAGUUGCAUUAUCCUGCUUUGGUGGCCUCAAUGCCUCCAUUGUGGCUGCUUCUAGGCUUUUCUUUGUGGGCUCAAGAGAAGGCCAUCUCCCUGAUGCCAUCUGCAUGAUUCAUGUUGAGCGGUUCACACCAGUGCCUGCUCUGCUCUUCAAUGGUAUCAUGGCGCUGAUCUACCUGUGCGUGGAGGACAUCUUCCAGCUCAUUAACUACUACAGCUUCAGCUACUGGUUUUUUGUGGGGCUCUCAAUUGUGGGUCAACUUUAUCUGCGCUGGAAGCAGCCUGACCGUCCUCGUUCCCUCAAGCUCAGCCUUUUCUUCCCCAUUGUCUUCUGCCUCUGCACCAUCUUCCUGGUGGCUGUUCCACUUUAUAGUGAUACCAUCAACUCCCUCAUCGGCAUUGCCAUUGCCCUCUCAGGAUUGCCCUUUUACUUCCUCAUCAUCAGAGUGCCAAAACAAAAACGACCUCUUUGCCUCCGAAGGAUUGUGGCGUCUACCACCCGGUACCUCCAGCUCCUCUGUAUGUCAGUUGCUGCAGAGAUGGAUUUGGAAGAUGGAGAGAUGCCCAAGCAACAAGAUCCCAAGUCUAAGUAACACCUGGAAUCCUGAGAUGUGAAAGGAGGGGCCUCUUGUCUCUUACUGGCGGUAGCCAAGGAAAUUGAAAAGGAAAGCUCACUUCUUUGGAGGCACCUGUCUGGAAGCCUCAUGUAGGCAGCCUCAGCAACCUUGGAACUUGCUUUUUGAGAGACGGACAGUAAUUUAUUUGUUUUGCUAGAUAUUGUUCCAGAUAUUUUCAAAGCGAUGAUAAAGCAGACUGUGGUGGGAGCUUGUCAGAUGCAGGCUUGGUGGUUCUAGUAGCACAUUCCCGUGUGUUAAGAUAGUCACUCACCUGUGGGUGUGCCUACCUACUCCUCCUUUCCUUUAAAAGGGCCAACAAUGCUCCAAACUUCCUGUCUCCUUUACAGAGACAUGAAACUACAGGUGCUGGACAAUAAAAGGGUUAUGUUCCUAA
Messenger RNA from Rhinolophus ferrumequinum (greater horseshoe bat), 2287 nucleotides. It is a transcript of the gene SLC7A7, whose product is annotated as solute carrier family 7 member 7. Gene Ontology annotation, cellular component: membrane. The record is from RefSeq and is a predicted model, not a curated record. Lineage: Eukaryota; Metazoa; Chordata; Mammalia; Chiroptera; Rhinolophidae. Gene Ontology annotation, biological process: amino acid transmembrane transport. Gene Ontology annotation, molecular function: basic amino acid transmembrane transporter activity; L-amino acid transmembrane transporter activity.